This is a messenger RNA of Micropterus salmoides (largemouth bass), 1499 nucleotides long. RefSeq names its product translocase of inner mitochondrial membrane 10 homolog (yeast) (gene timm10). Gene Ontology annotation, biological process: protein insertion into mitochondrial inner membrane. Gene Ontology annotation, cellular component: mitochondrial inner membrane. The coding region runs from base 143 to 409 and encodes 88 amino acids. Lineage: Eukaryota; Metazoa; Chordata; Actinopteri; Centrarchiformes; Centrarchidae. The transcript has 2 exons. The record is from RefSeq and is a predicted model, not a curated record.
ACGUGUUUUCUCGAGGACUUGAAGGUUAAAGAAGAAGCAGCGGGUAGUUUCUUGUCCGCUGGAGAGGAUCACCAGGACGGCGUGUGUGUGUGUGUGUGUGUGUGUGGUUAAACCCGGGUGUGAGCAGCAGUGAAACGCAGACAUGGAUCCCAUGAAGGCGCAGCAGCUGGCCGCGGAGCUGGAGGUGGAAAUGAUGGCUGACAUGUACAACCGAAUGACCAACGCCUGUCACAGGAAGUGUGUGCCUCCACAUUACAAGGAGGCCGAGCUGACGAAGGGCGAGUCGGUGUGCCUGGACCGCUGCGUGGCCAAAUACCUGGACCUCCACGAGAGGCUGGGACGCAAGUUGACAGAGCUCUCCGUCCAGGACGAGGAGGUGAUGAGGAAGGCAGCUGUGGGGAGCGGAUAGAGACGCUGAUGGAGGGAGCGAAGUGGAGCAUUGUUGGGGAAUACAUGGUUAUGGGGUUGGGUUGGCAUAUCUGGUUUCUCUAAGAUGAGAAACUUGUGUUUUAAUGAGUGGGUGGGUUUUGUUGGGGAAAUAGAAAAAAAUGAGUCAAAUGAGUGCUGUUGAGCGUCCACUGGGACUACGACCUCUGCUGCAGUCAGAGGACGAGACACAGAAUGGGGCUGGAGGAAUCACCAGAGCACUUGGUGGAGCAUGAGGAUGUCAACAGCUCACAGUGGUCCACCAGCCUCUCUGGAUGGGUUGGAUUAGUUCUACAUUCAUCUCGGCCUGGCCUACAAGAAGUCACCUGAAAAUUGACUGGAAAGGAGAAAGGCCUGGGAUGUAAUAUUAUUUGUAAGUCAUACUUUGUGAUUGUUUUUAGCUGCUUGGAGUGCAAGAAGGGUGCUGCUUCUACUGCAGAAGCUCAAAAAUGUUGUUGAAGCUUCGUGGUACCAACUGUCUGGUACUUGGGGCAGGUCAAAACAAACACUACGGAUGAUUUGCAUUUAGUCUUUGUUCUCAAAUCGCCCUUUGAACUCGGGUGAUAUGUUUUGGUUUUUUUAUUUAUUAUUUUUCCCCCCCUCCUUCAUUCAGGUAGAAAGUGUCUGUUAUGCAGACAAAGUAGUGUCAGUUCUGUAGGAAAAUCAAAUACUUGGAUCAGGGCAUGCACUGAUUUAAUUAUGGGUGGCAGUAUUAUACAAGACACUAUGCAUAGUUUACUCUUUCUCUGCUCUGGACCUGUCCUGUGUUUGCUUUAUCUGUAACACCAACUGGGACAGACUUCCAGCCGCCAUUCUGGUUACAUGGACGUGCUUUAAAGAUGGACUGAACUUUGCUCAUUUGUCAUGCUUGUGUCGACUGUGUUGUGCUGUAUGUCCAUGGACCAUGUAAUUGACUGUGAAACACUUCUCUUCUUUUUUUUUUUUUCCUUCCCUGUGCUAACCACUGUGUCAGUGACCCAGCUUUUGCCCUGCAUAUUGGAGAAGCUGCGCAGUGGUUUUUUUGUUUGUUUGUUUUGUUAUAAAUGAAUCUAAUAAAACAAUACCAUCCUUUU